This is a messenger RNA of Yamadazyma tenuis ATCC 10573, 1849 nucleotides long. NCBI's taxonomy places the organism in Eukaryota, Fungi, Ascomycota, Pichiomycetes, Serinales, Debaryomycetaceae. The record is from RefSeq and is a predicted model, not a curated record.
AUCCAAACCUUGAGAGAUAACCCCAUCACGUCUAAGCAAGAAUUUGAGUCUAUCAGUGAUGAUUCCAACCCUGGUAUCUCCUAUCAAUUGACAUAUAAAGUGGGUGAUGACUUGGGUAUCAAGAGUCUCUCCACCGAAAGAAAGCCCAAAGUGGCCAUUUUAAGAGAACAAGGUGUUAACUCUCAACAGGAAAUGGCGUGGUCCUUCCAACAAGCCGGGUUUGAUACUUAUGAUGUGCAUAUGUCAGACAUUUUGUCUGGUAGAGUGUCAUUAAAACACUUCACCGGACUCGCUGCUUGCGGAGGAUUCUCAUAUGGUGAUGUCUUAGGUGCCGGUGCCGGGUGGGCCAAAUCUAUUUUGUUCAACGAGCUUGCCAGAAAGGAGUUCAAGGAGUUUUUUGAAAGAUCAGACACUUUUGCUUUAGGUGCCUGUAAUGGAUGCCAAUUCUUGAGCAGAAUUCAGGAAUUGAUCCCAGGAACUAAGAACUGGCCUACCUUCGAAAGAAACUUCAGUGAGCAAUAUGAAGCCCGUUUUGUCAUGGUUGAAAUUGUUCCUGAACAGACGAACUCGAUCUUUUUGUCGGGUAUGGAGAAGUCCAAGCUUCCAAUUGCGGUUGCGCACGGAGAAGGAAGAGCCAAUUUUACGUCAGAUGACGAAGAAUCGGGAUUUUUGGCCGACAAACAAAGUGUUAUUCGGUAUGUUGACAACUACGGAAACCCUGCCAGCCAAUAUCCUUACAAUCCUAAUGGUUCACCACAUGGAAUCGCUGGUAUUUCCUCGCAGAACGGCCGGGUUUUGGCGUUGAUGCCUCACCCCGAAAGAGUCACCAGAAAAGAGUCCAAUUCGUACUACCCAAAACAAGACGCUGUCGAAUGGGAAGGAUACGGUCCAUGGAUUCGUUUGUUCAGAAAUGCCAGAAAAUGGGUUCGUGAUAACUUUUAAUUGUCACAACAAAUCGUGACCUCGACACGACCACACGACCAGUUGGUUGAAUUUAAAUAUCUUUUAUUGUGCACCCACGACUUGCGAAACUUUUUAUAAUCGAGUGAAAAAUUUUCACAACUUUUCAUCUUUAACUACAUACAUAUACAAAAUGGUUAACGCUAUCUUAUCAAAGAAGAGAAAAUUGGUCGCUGACGGUGUGUUCUACGCCGAAUUAAACGAAUUCUUCACUAGAGAAUUGGCCGAACACGGUUACGCUGGUGUUGAGGUUAGAAGAACCCCAACCAAGUUGGAAAUCAUCGUUAAGGCUUCCAACCCUCAAGGUGUCUUGGGUGAACAAGGUAGAAAGAUCCACGAAUUGACCUCCUUGAUCUGCAAGAGAUUCAAGUUGGCCAAGGAAGGUGUUGUCAUCUACGCUGAAAGAGUCGAAAUCAGAGGUUUGUCUGCUGCUGUCCAAGCCGAAGGUUUGAAGGCUAAAUUGUUGAGUGGUUUACCAUUCAGAAGAGCUGCCUACGGUGUUUUGAGAUUCGCCAUGAACAACGGUGCCAAGGGUGUUGAAGUUGUCAUCUCCGGUAAGUUGAGAGGUGCCAGAGCUAAGGCCCAAAAAUACGCCGAUGGUUUCAUGAUCCACUCCGGUCAACCAACCAAGGACUUUAUUGAUAUUGCCAUCAGACACGUCUUGAUGAGACAAGGUGUUUUGGGUAUCAGAGUUAAGAUCAUGAAGGACCCAGCCACUAACAAGUUUGGUCCAAAGGCUUUGCCAGAUGCUGUCAAGGUUGCUGAAGCUAAGGAUGAUGAAGAAGUUAUCCCAGCCCCAACUGUCAAGUCUUACAUCCCAGUUGUUGAAGCUGAAGCUUCUGCUUAAUUUUAGGUUUAGUAUAUUGUAAUAUAUUAUGUCGACUUAAAU